CGGGGAGGUCCGGGGUCUUACGGUACCGAGCAGCCCCCCUGGACGGUGAGCGAUGCCUCUCCACACUAGCCGCUCCGCUCCGCCGCCGUAGCCAGCGAGGACGCCUCUCUCUGCGGGUAAACUCUGGACGCCGCUCCGCUCCCGGCUGUGUGCACCAUGGCAUCAAAACCUCACCCGCCUCUAAUGAAGAAGCACAGUCAGACAGACCUGAUAAGCCGAUUGAAGAGCCGGAAGAUCCUGGGGGUUGGCGGAGAGGAUGAUGACGGCGAAGUGCACCGCUCAAAGAUCAGUCAGAUGCUCGGAAAUGAGUUGAAGUUUGCGGUGCGAGAGCCGAUCGGGCUGAGGGUGUGGAUUCUCAUCUCAGCGGUGGGCUUUACAGCUAUGGCUCUGAUGGCGCUGGUGUUUCCAAACCAGCUAUAUGAGCUGGUUUUUGAGGAGGAGCUCUCCACGACGAGCCUCUCUAUCCGCCUUUAUGGAGGAGCGCUGCUCAGCCUGGCCCUCAUCAUGUGGAAUGGUCUCUACACGGCGGAGAAGGUCAUCAUCCAGUGGACUCUGCUCAGUGAAGCCUGCUACUUUGCCAUCCAGUUUCUAGUGACGUCCGUCACCUUAAUGGAGGUGGGUGCUCUUCCCUAUGCUGCCAUGCUGCUGCUCCUCAGUCGAAUACUUUUCCUGGCGAUCACCAUGGCCUACUACUACCACCUGGGCCGCAAGCCCAAGAAGAUCUGAGCUGCGGGACGCCUCAGGGAGGGGACAGUUCAGCUCGGACGACAAACACGUUUUUCAGAAGGUCUGGAUUAUUGUCUGACUCGGGCUCGGAGCUUCACUCUCGACCCAUCGGUGCCCCCCUGACCCCAUCCACGGGACCAAGCCUAACGUUAACCCCCCCCAGUAUUUACCAGACGAGCACAUUCCAGACUCUACGACAAGAACGAGCAACCUUUUGGUGAAAGUGAGCCACUCUUUACUGGGCUGAGAGGUCGAACCCGUCUUGACACACAUUCCUCCCUCGUGCUGUUCUGAGUGCUGUUGCUAUAACGGAGUUAGCAGUCGGUAGUGUAUCGCGUUUUUUUUGUGUCACCUGGUUAUAUAUAUGUACAGAAUUAAGUAACUUCUAACACCUGACUUGUUCAUGUACAGCUGACUAUUUACCGUUUUCGCUCAAGGACCAAGAGUUCCCGUUGUUUGUUGCCAUUGACUCAGUGUGUACUGUGUGUGUGCUAACGCUGAAGUGCACCUGAGCCUCGUGCGGCCGUUCUGACCCACUAAAUGGAGACAGCAUCAACCUCUCUGUAACACUGACAUCAGCUGAAUGAUCACCGCAAACCUUUCCACUCCAGAAUCUCUUAAAGAUCAGGUUUUAAUCUCAGUCAGGGCCUUUAUUCACAAUCACACAAUCCAAAAGCUAUUUCAAAUUUCUUCAUUCCUCGAGGUGUCAGUCAAGAUCUCGUACCAAAGUGACUUGUUUUAUACUGAUUAUUUUCACGGCUGAAAUUCACACCUGUAAAUUAGAGAAAGGACAGGCGCUCAGCGUAGUUCUCUCCACUCUGCUGCAGCUUCAGUACGAUUCUGACCUUUACCACAAAUCUAGUGUGACGAGUCGUGCAUGUCAGUGUGCAUGGUAAAUAAACCUGAGCUGGCUCCUCUUUAGUCAUGUAGCAGCUUUUUUUUUUUGUUUGUUUUUUUUAAAUAAACAUAUCUUCAGCCUUGCCUUAAAAAUCCAUAAAACAACAGUCAUUAGGAUCGCAUCCUGCUUCAUGUAUAAAUGUAAAUAAAAGUAUUUACUAUUUUGUGGUGUUCUUGUGUACCAAACAGGGAAUUUGUUCAGUAUUAGUUCAAUGAUUUUCAAAAGUUAAUCUUUCACUCAGCGUGUUUUUUUUUUGUACCUAUUUAAGUGAUAUUUGUGUUUUGAUGCAUGCAAUGUAAUCCACCAAAAGAGAACGCUCAACCUUCGUAGCAUACAGCCAACCAACUAGAAAGCACUGUUGAUAAUCAAAGCGGCAGUGGACGGAUGCAAUAACCAAAAACUGAUGAAAAGACACUGAAUGGAAAAGUUAGAUUUAAUGUACUUUGAAACAUAUUUAACAUUUGACUUUUUUUUUUCACCCAGUAAGUUAAUUCACUCCGUAUCCUACCUCCGGACACACGGCAUGCCCUCAGGUACGAGGCGUCCAGGCUCUCUUUUAGAGCUCUGCCAGUAUUUGGUCAACUGUGACCUCUGCUGCUCAAACCCUGUGCCCCAUUCAUUUUAGAAUUGAACUUGAAACUUCGUUUUCAGUCGAAACAUGGAACGCACUGUCUCCAAAGGUGGUCCGUAUUGUUGUAAAUGACCACGUUGGGUCCUGCCGGAGAAGGGAGUGUUCCUGAGGUCAGACUAAUUGUGGGUUUGCAGCGGCGAGUCCAGCGCCGAAGGCAGAUGUGCUUGUUAUUUGGGCAAGCUCUCAGUUCAGAUAGGGACCGUGAAACAUGGGUGAGGUCUCCCGUCCCCCUGAAAAGUAGUAGUUAUCCUUUCGCCAGCGUUUAAUUAGACACGGCUCUCCUCGCAGACAUUGUGCGCCUCAGCCUACGAUCCUGCUCCAGUCUUGACUAGCACGAUAAUUAUUGAGCUUCAGAAAAAAAAAAAAAAAAUCUCAGUUCGUUUCCGUCAAUACUCGAGGUUUCAAAUCAUCAGCCUUGUGAAACGUUCAAAGGUUUGCAGAGCAG
Messenger RNA from Salarias fasciatus (jewelled blenny), 2700 nucleotides. It is a transcript of the gene tp53i11b, whose product is annotated as tumor protein p53 inducible protein 11b. The transcript is spliced from 7 exons. The record is from RefSeq and is a predicted model, not a curated record. NCBI's taxonomy places the organism in Eukaryota, Metazoa, Chordata, Actinopteri, Blenniiformes, Blenniidae. Bases 157 to 726 code for a protein of 189 amino acids.